GUAAUGCAUGAUGGUAUACAUUUUGUGACGAGCCAAACAAAACCUGAAUCCCGGAAGACAAAAUGCAGGGCAAUAUUAACAUUGUAGCACCCUGAUUUAGAGUGUAAGCCAUUUCAAAUUCCAACAUAUCAACCGAAACACAAAGGGAUCACUACAGUAAGAGUAUGAUUGUAUGUAUUUUAGGUGUAAUGCAUGAUGGUAUACAUUUUGUGACGAGCCAAACAAAACCUGAAUCCCGGAAGACAAAAUGCAGGGCUAUAUUAACAUUGUAGCACCCUGAUUUAGAGUGUAAGCCAUUUCAAAUUCCAACAUAUCAACCGAAACACAAAGGGAUCACUACAGUAAGAGUAUGAUUGUAUGUAUUUUAGGUGUAAUGCAUGAUGGUAUACAUUUUGUGACGAGCCAAACAAAACCUGAAUCCCGGAAGACAAAAUGCAGGGCUACAUGUUAAGAGGCGCUAUGCCGCACUUCCUUUUGGGUAAGCAAUGUCUGCGCCCUGUUUGACGGUAAGGCAAAGGAAACACACUCCCUUCCAUCAAAUGUCACGUUGACAUCCCCGCGUCGUACUUUUUAACGGGUCAGUCAUCGUUGGAUGCUUUCACAUAACCCGAACCAUGUCACAAAUCGUCGAAAAGGACAGCGUCGCCGGCAAGAGGCUAUCACGAGCAGUGAUCGCCGAAUUACUGGCAAAGAACUUCGACAAGCUGCCCGACAUUGACCGCAAGUUCUUCCUGUACGGGCCCGUGUAUCUGGCGGGGAACGGGGGGCUUGCGGGGCUCAUCGCAAACAGCUUGUACCGCCGAGCCCUGAACGUCACAGAGGCGCGGAUCACGUCCAGCUUGCCGAUGGCCGUGCUGCCCUUUAUUACGACGUACGUUCUCUACAACGCGGCGGUGUCGAACCCUCUGAUGUCCGGGGACCUCAAUUGCCCAACCUGCGCGCUCACGCGGGGCGCGCUGGUGGGUGUGUUCGGUGGCGCGGUGUAUCCCAUCAUCCUGGCCUUACCCGUCAACAUCGGCCUUGCGUCCAGAUACAACACGGCACCGUUGCCGGAGAAGGGAAACGUCCUGCGGUACUGGAUGGACCUCUCCAGGCCCAUUCUGAGGAAGAUGAGGGCAGUUUUUGUACUCCAGGCCUUUUUCGGUACCUUCCUGAGCUCCAGGCACUUUGAAAGCUACAACACACUGGCCAAGCUCACUUUUGGCCCGCACCCAGAGCAACUAAAAGACUGAAAUGUGCAAAGUUAAAUAAAUUGCUGUUUCUUCACUCAA
This is a messenger RNA of Syngnathoides biaculeatus (alligator pipefish), 1271 nucleotides long. It is a transcript of the gene tmem126a, whose product is annotated as transmembrane protein 126A. The record is from RefSeq and is a predicted model, not a curated record. Gene Ontology annotation, biological process: mitochondrial respiratory chain complex I assembly. The coding region runs from base 615 to 1232 and encodes 205 amino acids. Lineage: Eukaryota; Metazoa; Chordata; Actinopteri; Syngnathiformes; Syngnathidae. Gene Ontology annotation, cellular component: mitochondrion. The transcript has a single exon.